This is a messenger RNA of Amyelois transitella, 6233 nucleotides long. RefSeq names its product cyclin-dependent kinase 14 (gene Eip63E). The transcript has 11 exons. Gene Ontology annotation, biological process: protein phosphorylation. Bases 349 to 1860 code for a protein of 503 amino acids. The record is from RefSeq and is a predicted model, not a curated record. Gene Ontology annotation, molecular function: heme binding; cyclin-dependent protein serine/threonine kinase activity; cyclin binding. Gene Ontology annotation, cellular component: cytoplasm; cytosol; nucleus. NCBI's taxonomy places the organism in Eukaryota, Metazoa, Arthropoda, Insecta, Lepidoptera, Pyralidae.
GCUGGCCGCAGUCAGUAGGCUCCGGCGAGUCAACGCGGCACCACUGCGCAGGCGCAUGCCACCCGGCCACGCAAUCUAGGGCGCUCUUAUGUGAUACAUCACCAUUUCUCCAGAUUAUUAUGGAAAAAGUGCAUAGUGACAACUUAACACAUUAACCCACAAUCGCGUUGUAUCGUUGUGAUUAUAAGUGUCAAAAUUUAAAUUUAACGCUUCUGUAUCUAUGUGGGCUACGUGAUAAGUGACAAGUGUGUGACCGUAUUGUUUUGGGUUUGGGCGAGCACUUCGCGAAUCCUUUCCGUCUAUAGGUUGUCGUUUCUUGGAAGUGUCUCUAACAAUUCGCUUUGGUGAAUGAGUCAGCUAACAGGCGUCGGGAUUGUUAACUUUGUCAACGUGCUGCCCACGAUAUCUGAAGGCGUGACAAUGAGAGAAAAAAGGGGAGGCGCCAUGAGCAAAAUGCAAAAGCUUCGAAAGCGCCUUUCCCUUAGUUUCGGUAGACUAUCCACAAAAGACGAGCCGGACGGGGACAACGGGGAAUGCCGCGGCCGGCAGCAGAACGGCGGCGGGCGCGGCAAGCUUCCAUACAACGGGUACUCGGAGGAAUGUCUCGAUAGGCUCGAGCCGAAUGGAAACAUCCCACACGAUAAGGACUCGCACUAUGAAUGGAGCGGCGGCGGCAACGGCGAGUACCGAGUGAGAAGACAAUUAUCAGUGUCCUCUGACUCCAAACUCCUGGACGAGGGCGCCAGGGAAGACGCCAGGGUCGUGAUGAGGCCCAAGCGGCCGCCCAGGCCCAAGUCCGAGGCCUUCCUUGGACCACACGACCACAGCAACCGCAGAACUAAGCGGUUUAGUGCCUUUGGGGGUGACUCUCCGUUCGGGAAAUCCGAAGCUUACAUUAAGCUAGAGCAGCUCGGUGAGGGUUCCUACGCCACAGUGUAUAAAGGUUAUAGCAAUUUAACGCAACAAGUAGUAGCAUUGAAAGAGAUCAGACUGCAAGAGGACGAGGGCGCGCCCUUUACGGCGAUCCGCGAGGCUUCACUCCUCAAAGAACUGAAACACGCCAACAUCGUGACUCUGCACGACAUCGUGCACACGCGCGAGACGCUCACCUUCGUGUUCGAGUUUGUGGACACGGAUCUAUCGCAAUACAUGGAGAGGCACCCGGGCGGGCUGAACCAUCACAACGUCAGACUGUUCAUGUUCCAGUUGUUGAGGGGACUGUCCUACUGCCAUAGGAGAAGAGUUUUACACAGGGACGUGAAACCACAGAACCUGCUAAUAAGUUCCCACGGGGAGCUGAAACUGGCCGACUUCGGUCUCGCGCGCGCCAAGUCAGUGCCGAGCCACACGUACUCGCACGAGGUCGUCACGCUGUGGUACAGACCGCCAGACGUGCUACUGGGCAGUACGGAAUACUCGACGUCUUUGGACAUGUGGGGCGUGGGCUGCAUAUUCGUGGAGAUGCUCUGCGGAGUGCCCACCUUCCCCGGAGUCAGGGACACUCAUGAUCAGCUCGACAAGAUAUUUAAGGUGGUGGGCACCCCAACAGAAGAAAGCUGGUCCGGAGUGACCCGUUUACCGGGUCUUCGCACACACGUGUCCCGGUGGGGAAGCUGCCCCGCCAGGCCUCUCGGGGCCGCCUUCCCCCGCCUCAGGGAAGGUGGAAGAGACGCUGAAAGAUUAGCGGCUUCUUUACUGCAACCCGAUCCUGCGAGAAGAUUAUCAGCGGAUAGAUCGCUGCAGCAUGUGUACUUCAGUCAGCUACCACCUAGAUUGAGGGAUUUGCCUGAUGAGGUGUCAAUCUUCACAGUAGAAGGAGUCUGCCUGCACACGGAGACUCGGCACACGGCCGUCAAGUGAGCCCCACCGACUAGCGCUUUAGUUGAAUCUGUUACGAUCGCUCCUACUAUGCCGGCUCGAUUCGACUCACUAUUCGAACCCAUAUGAGAUUUAGUCAAUUAGUUUUUGGAAGUCUGGUUAUUAAGAGCCCUAAAGUCCUUUUUGUCGACGAAAGAAAUUUUUGAAAAAUGGAAUGUCAUAUAAGGCGAAAAAUUUUUAGUUUACGGUUUUCAGAGAACACUUUUUGGACUGACAAACUAAAACUAACAUUUUCUUAAAAUUUUUUUUGUUACAGACCUUUCUGUCGAUAAAAUAAAUUUUUGAAAAAUGGAAAGUCUUAUAAGGCGAAAAAUUUUAAGUUUACGGUUUUCAGAGAACACUUUUUGGACUGAAAAACUAAAACUAACAUAUUCUUAAAUUUUUUUUUGAUCAUAUCAUACAGAAUAAAAAAAAACUAAAACAAAAGAAUAGGUAUUAAGUUAAUUUUAGUUUAAAUUAAAAUUUUAAUAAAAUCGCCCUCCUUAAUCUUGAGAUUGAUUCAAUCUCGUAUGCUAUCAUUCUGACCACAGAUGCGGUCGAAUCGACGCCCUACAAUCAGUGUGCGAGCGUUAUUAGUUAGUACGUUUCAAUUCCUAUAGUUUUAAAACGUCGAAAUAUGGUUGACACGUUUUCGGUGGACCAAAAUUUCGUGAUAGUUCUCUCGUCUAGUUUAAAAUUGUUCGAAUGGCAUCGAAUGCCGGACAGUAUUCGUUUGUUUGAACCCUCUAAUUAUACUUUUUUGUCCAUCCGUCGAUCACUUUCGACUUGAAUGUUUAAGCGCUUUUUAAGCUUCUAACGGAAUAUCCAUCCAUAUAAUUCAAUUAUUCUAUGGUGACAAGGUAAACUGAUAGGUAUCGAGUGUACGAAUUAUAUAUGUAUAAAUAUAUGAACAGAGCAGUGUGCCAUGUAUAUCUAUAAUUGAGAAGAGUAUGAGGUGUUAUUUUAAAAGAUUUUUAUGCAGGAUAUAUGCUCAUAAUUUGGUAAAAAUUUUGAAGAUGUUUAUUUAUAUUUAUUAAGGUAUAAUUGUCGAUGAUAACUCUUAUGCAGUCUUAUGAAAGCUAUACGGUUUUUAUCUGGGACGCUUUGCAAUGACGAUUGAAAUUGGUCAGUGUGUUCGGUCGUUUCAUUGUGGGGCGUUCAAUCUUGGCGUUUUGUCUAAAUCUUAUGCACACAUUCCUUCCACGGUGCUCAAAUAGUAACAUUAGGUGGCGAGGUUUUGUGUGGACACGAGGCAAUGAUAUGCUGCCUCCUGAUUGGCUGUGACUUGGGACGUUAUGUCAUCUAUUUGUGUUGCACUUACAGAGUUUUCAUUCUGUCAUGCUUAUUGCACGGAUAAGGCUUUCAAACAAAUUGAAUUUUUUUUUUGGCGCCCAUAAGUAAUAAUAACUUACUCAAAAUUGCCGCCAAGUUGAUAUUAAAGUAAUAUAAUAAUCUUUACUGCACUAUAGUCUUUCAAAUAUAACUUGAUCUCUGUGACAGAUGUUAAACGCAUAAAUUUUUAGGUCUGUCUUUUUCGCAAUUACAUACGUCAUAGAUAUCAUUCUAUCUUGCUGUCACAGAGAUAAAAUUAUAUUUUAAAGACUAUAGUGACGUGACCAACAGCCAAUCAGAACGCAGCAUUUUACGUGCACGCUUGCGUACUCGGCGAUGGAUUGCAGCUGCAACCAGUGAUACUAAGCGAAUUGACCGAAAUCAUAACCAAAAUUAUUAUUAUCGUGGCAGAUCUCAGAUAUUAAAAGUGUGGGACCGUCCUAUUGUAUAUUGUAUCGAUCGAUAAAUUUAAUCUUCAUACGAGAGGUUUAGUGUUUAGAUGGAGUUAGGAUCCGUCUAGAUGAAAGACUAGUGAAUACAGUUUAGUCAAAUUUUAGUGGUCCCCCACAAAGUAAGGUUUAGGGUGCAAUGUAGUGGACAGGCGCAUUGACAACUUGGACAUUUUUCAAUAAAUCAUUGCUACAUUUCUUAAUUAAUCAGGUUAGCAUGGAAUAAGAAAGCACGUCAUAUUAAAAUAAAAAAGUAACGCACUUGUACUUUGUACAUAUUUAAGUUGGAGAAAAGUAACAAAUAAAUGAACUAGGUUAAAUCUGUAAAAAUUUUAUAUUAAAUAACGAAAUCAGGAACACCAAUUUGUGCCAAAAAUAGAGUUGAAAUAUAAAAAAAUAUUUUUUGAUAUUAUAACAGAAAUCUAAAAUAUCAAUAGAAAAACAUAAUUAAAUCAAUUUAUUAUGAUGAAUAUAUAAUUUGAAUUUUUCAGUCGCCAAUAUUUUUUUAGUAAAUUCAAUUUAAAUUUUAAUAAAGUACUGAGAUAAUGAUGAGAUUUUUCCCGUUUAAAUUAAAUUCUUAAUCAUUUUUAGUUUGGUCACAUAAUCACACUACGCAAUUCGCAUCAUACGUACUAUUCAAUGACGUUACUGACAUACAUGUGUAUCAAUAUUUUCAAACAUAAAUCUUGAAACACUGCCAACUACACAAAAUAGAGAUUUUCUAUAAAGCGAGUAGUUGAAAUGCCCACGAUAAAAAUAGACACUUUAAAAUUUUAUGAAGUCAAGUUGUCAAUGCGCGCGCGCCUGUCUAGUGAGCGUAGAUCUACUUAGCGUAGUAGCGUGUACCGAGCUUUAGUACGAUUACACUCAUAGAGGGCGCCACUGGCUAGGAUACAUGUUAUAGAUCAAGGAAAUAUGACCAACAUGGUAAAUUUACUCGAAAUAAAAUAUACAGAAUAAAAAAAAAUAUAAAAAAGAUCUUGAAUGUCUGUUUAAUUUUUUUUUUUUCUCAGUUUUGUUUCUAUAUAAGUACCUAUUAUACCAAUUCGAAAGAGAUAUGGAAUAUUUUCAAGGCCAUUUUCCCGUUUGUAGCUUGCUUUCGUGAGUGUGUUUUCUAGGUUAGUUAUAUUUUUAUGCUACAGACUAUCUUGCAUAGACUCAGUUUCUAAAAUAGCUAAAUUAAUUUCGAUUACCAAAUCUGACAUCACGGUGAGAAGAAGUUGUAAAUAAUCGGAUCAGAAAAAAACCUGUUGGUUGAAAGUCGAGUCAACAAGUCAAGAAUAGCCUUAAAAUUGAUAGAAGAAUGAUAAUAGAUGUAAGAUGACAAUAGAAGUAAGGUCCGUGGCACUUGAAAAAAAACGUAGUCUUCCCUACUUCUUCGCAAUAAAGACUUGAUUAAAAUCUUUGACAUAAAUGGAAGAAUACACUUUAAAUGUAAGAAGAAAAAUAAAAAAAAAUGUUCAUAAAUAAUGACAUCAAUAAGAUGUCAAAACCCUGAUCAAAGCCACGUCCGAAAUAUCUUCCAGAAAAAGGCGGCGUGUCCCGUUUGGGAAAUCUGUUUCUUUUGCGUCAGUUAUCAUUAAAGCGAAAUAAGCGCUUCUUUUGUAUCUCCGUUGACCUAUUUUGCCAUUCCCCGAUAUUUUUCAGAGGCUUUACAUAUUAUCUGUGGUCACAUUUCUGCAGUAAACUGCGAUGCGUGCAGAGGAAUAAUAAUGAGGUCGAAAUGUUUAAAGUUCUGGGAAAUAAAAUUAAAUGUGCUUGAAUACUUAAUGUUUUCGAGUAAAAUAAAUAAAAUAUAAUAAAAGCUUGUGGCGCCCUCUACAACGACGCAUAGGAAACUUAAUUCGGUUCCGAACACCAAACUAGUAAGUAAAUUGUAUAGAUUCGUGAAACGCAAUAAUUCCGUGUAUAUUAUUUGUUGAAUUUGGUCUAAGUGUAUUAUUUUGGCGGGAGUUUCAAUGGUAGCCCAAUCUUUUUGAUGUCACCGACGAGAAAAUUUAUUCAAUUUUAUUUUGCUGAGAAAAUGUCUGUGUUUCUAGAAUAUAUUUUUUAUUCCAGCUUAUUUCUCGAUGGUGACAUUUCGAGGGUAAACUGCCUUUGGAAACCUCUCUAGGGAAUGUGGAGUUGACUAAAUAAUUCACCCGUUGAGUGAGGCACGACGAAUUGUAACAUAUUAAAAGAUACGAGAGAUUACGUGGAGCAUUUAUAUAUAGUGGAAAUUUUAUUAAAUACCUUAUUUGCAUUUUUUUUUUAUCGAAGAACAGACGGCGCUUUUAGAUAUCGCCGGAAUAUUAUGUCAAUGAUUGUCUGUAUGUAAAUUGAAUCAUUUUUGUUCCUUGAAAAUUAUUAAUUUAAAGCGAUUUAAUUGUUAUUAUUUCUAAUAUUAAAUUAUGAAAUAAAUUAUAUGUACCAAACAUACAAUACGGAUUGAGCUUUUUUUAAACCCACGACUUUUAGGCAUAUUCAUUCUUUGCAAUUCGGCGAUAUCUAUAAAAGUAACGCGAUAUUUCAGCGUAACGCUUAUCGAAUUGUGUAAAUAGUAAUUUAGUUGUUACAGUUUAUUAGUUGAGUCCACACGUUGCCAUGUCCGUUUGU